AUAUGUAUACAGUAUCUCACAGGAUAAACCGUUACGCCCCUUUUGUUGCACGAGAGUGCUGUUUUUCAUUCGUUCCACAAAAACGGCAGGUCAAUAGCAUGUACAGUACCAGUCGGUGUUGUGCCCAUAAAUACAUAUUAUAUUCACAUGAAACUUUUCUGACAUAAUUUAUCACAACACUUUUCGUGACGUAAUAGUAGUCGUUAAGAGCAUCAGCGAUUGUGGGAUUUUCUGAGCCUGCAUCUGCAUAUAUAAAAAUGUUUCCAUUCUGCCAUUCCACGUAUUGUCCUUACAUUUAUCCCUAUUCGUAACAAUUAUCGCCCAAAUGCAACCAAUGCGAAACAGUAUUGUUAAGGUCAUCUGCGGCUGGUUGACGUUAUACUUCGCCUAUAAACUGCUGGCCGUUAUUAUGCGAGUGGAAAUUUUUGAAUACGUUAUCUUAACACUGGGUCGAUGUUUCUUUACCUUUGUGUUUACAGUAGCGGUAUUGAAAUACAUUGAUUAUUUUUAUGAGCGGUCACAAAAAUCGAAAACAGUGCAUCCUCAAGGAAAAGCCGUUCUUAUCACCGGAUGUGACACGGGAUUUGGGUUCGAGACAGCCUUGAGACUUUACUGCAUGGGAUUCCAAGUAUACGCAGGCUGCUUGGACCCAAAAAUUAACGGCGGUCUCACAUUGUCCUCUGUGGACAAGAACAACCGGCUGGUAACUUUGACGAUGGAUGUGACCAACGCGGAACAAGUGGACAACGCCUACCAGUUCAUCUCCAGCCAUCUAGAAGCCAAAAAUCUCAGUUUAUGGGCUAUCGUCAAUAAUGCCGGGGUGUGCUCGUGGAGCGAGCUGGAGUUUUGUUCGACGGAGACUUACCAGAAAGUGUUAAAUACAAAUACCCUUGGAGCAGUGCGCGUUACAAAAACAUUUUUGCCGCUACUGAAACAAUUUCAAGGUCGUCUGAUUAUGGUUUCCAGUCUCGCAGGUCUCCUUAGUUAUCCGGGAUUGACUGCAUAUUGUAUGAGUAAACACGCGAUUGCUGCAUUGGCGGAUGGUUUACGUAAAGAAUUUUCCAAAUGGAAUAUUUCAGUGACAACGAUCGAAUCUGCCGGCUACCGUACUGCAAUGGUCAAUUCACAAAAAGUAAAGCACGAUAUGGACAAUAACUGGAAGAUGGCAUCCAAAUGCGUACAGGAAGAGUACGGCGAAGAAUAUUUUACCGCUUUCCGUAAUGCUCACAUCAAAAGAUUAUCGUCCCUUAGCGAUAAUAUUGGUCAAGCCGUGGACACUAUCGUAACGGCUGUGGAAUCCGAGUAUAUUCGUGAUCGGUACUAUACGUCGUUAAAAGCUGAAAUGCGUGCUUUUGGGAGGUUUUUGCCGCAAGAAUGGCAAGAUAUUUUUAUGUUAACGUUUGAAUCAUUUGAUUCUGUUUUGUGUCGUUUUAAAUUUGGAUUCCAACCAGAACCCGAUGCAAGAAAUGUUCUACUCGCUAAGGCAAAUGAAAUGUCAGAGUUUAAUAGUUUAUCAGCAGACAGCGACUUUACUGUACAAAAAGAUCACGAAAUUUUGUUGGAGGCAACCGAUGCCUUAAUAAAAUCACAGAAAUGCAUUCAGGAGAGCUGCCUAUGGUACAUACCGUAA
Messenger RNA from Paramacrobiotus metropolitanus, 1630 nucleotides. RefSeq names its product 17-beta-hydroxysteroid dehydrogenase type 6-like. Lineage: Eukaryota; Metazoa; Tardigrada; Eutardigrada; Parachela; Macrobiotidae. Gene Ontology annotation, molecular function: oxidoreductase activity. The coding region runs from base 326 to 1630 and encodes 434 amino acids. The record is from RefSeq and is a predicted model, not a curated record. The transcript is spliced from 6 exons.